This is a messenger RNA of Cyprinodon variegatus (sheepshead minnow), 3151 nucleotides long. Its product is annotated as doublecortin domain-containing protein 2-like. Gene Ontology annotation, cellular component: microtubule; axoneme; microtubule organizing center. The record is from RefSeq and is a predicted model, not a curated record. Bases 346 to 2526 code for a protein of 726 amino acids. Gene Ontology annotation, biological process: cilium assembly; dendrite morphogenesis; neuron migration. The transcript has 9 exons. NCBI's taxonomy places the organism in Eukaryota, Metazoa, Chordata, Actinopteri, Cyprinodontiformes, Cyprinodontidae.
CCAGCUUUACUCUCACCUGUAGCGCAGGAAGUAUUUACAUCUGCAUCGCUUAUUGUCUUCUGCUGUUGAAUAUAUGGACUUUUAAUAUCUGUAACUUUGAAGCAAUAGAGUCGCUUUUUGUUAUUUUGAGAAAGUGAAGUUUUCCUGUCUGGCCGUUCAAAGCGCUGGCUGGAUACCUGCGCGCUGCGUUUGGCACGGAUGGAUCAGCUCUGAUGACGUUAUGAUGGCACGAGCCAUGCGAUUCAUAGCCGGAAUAACCUCGUUAUGACUUUAUCCUAACGAGUAUCUCUCAGUCGCUCUUUUGUCAGUUUUUUUCUUCUUUUUUAUUUAUCUCCCAGCACAGAGAUGGGUACAGAGAAGCCAAACUUUCUCUCGCAGCCUGUGGUGAAAAAUAUCUUUAUGUUCCGGAACGGAGACCCUUACUAUGAGGCCAGACGGAUAGUUAUCAACGAGAAGAGAGUGGGCAACUUUGAGACGCUGUUGCGAGAGGUGACGGGUGGGAUACAGGCUCCGUUCGGGGCGGUGAGGAACAUCUACACCCCGAGAGGGGGCCACAAGGUGGAGGGCCUUGACAGCCUGCAGAGCGGGGAGCAGUACGUGGCUGCAGGGAAAGAGAAAUUCAAAAAGAUCGAUUAUCUAGAUAUUGGCACCAGAAAGAAGAGGAUGAUGCAGACUCUGCCUGCACAGGCCAGACCACACAAUCGAAUAAUCGUGUCAGCACGAUUUCUAAAACCAAUCAAAGAGCCUUGUACAAUAUUUGUGGUAGCAAAUGGUGACGUGUUGAAUCCUGCAAUGAGACUGCUGAUCCAUCAGAGGAUAAUGGGGCAGUUCGACAGAAUACUAGAAAUGAUCACAGAGAAGAUGGGCUUGAGAGUCCUGGGAGGUGUGCGAAGUCUGUACACUUAUGAAGGCCAGCAGGUGACUGAUGGGAAUAAGCUGGAGUGUGGGCAGCUUUAUGUGGCUGUGGGCAGAGAGAGAUUUAAGAAGCUUCCAUACAGUGACCUUCUCUUCUCUAGGCCUAAAGGAACAAGAAGGAUCAGAGGAAUGAAGGCCCAAUGUCUACCACCCAUCUAUCGAUUUUCAAAACAAAAUGGAAAUAAUAAGUCCACUGGUCGUUCAAGUGACAAUGGGGAUGCAGAUUCCAAAGCCUCCCCCUCAAACCACUGCAGCAAUAGCAGAGAACAUCUGGCCUCUGCUGUAAGAGAGAUCUCCCAGGCCAGGCUCCUCACCCUCAGGAAGAAGAAGAGUGGACAAAGCAUCACUGCCGGCUCGCCUGAUAGUGAUGACGCAGGACAGGCUGACCGUGAAAACACAGAGGCUAAAACCUCCCAAGAUCAGGGAGCCAACGAGAAUUCUGUUGGUGAGAUGACUUCACUGGAGGACAGUGAAAAGACCAAGGAGAAUCCUUGUUCUGAGACAGAUAUGUCCACAUGCAAAGAUGAAAAGGAGGAGGUCCAAAGUACAACUGCUGUAAAAGAAGAAGAGGAGAAGGAAGCUGUUCAAAAUGAUGAAAAUACUGAAGAGAAGGCAGCUGAUGUGCAAAAGGGUGAAAAGGUAGAAGAGAAUAAGGCAUCUGAUGAGCAAAAUGCUGAAAUAUUAGAUGAGAAACCACCUGAUGAGAAAAAUGGUGAAAAAGUAGAUGAUAAACCAACUGAUGUGCAAAAUGGUGAAAAGGUAGAUGAGAAGGCAACUAGUGAGCAAAAUGAAGAAGUAGAUGAGAAAGCAACUGAUGAGCAAAAUGGUGAAAAAGUAGAUGAGAAACCAACUGAUGAGAAAAAUGGUGAAAAAGUAGAUGAUAAACUAACUGAUGAGCAAAAUGGUGAAAAGGUAAAUGAUAAGGCAACUAGUGAGCAAAAUGAAGAAGUAGAUGAGAAAGCAACCUAUGAGCAAAAUGGUGAAAAAGUAGAUGAAAAGAAGGCAUCUAAUGAAACAAAUGAUGACAAAGAAAGUGAAUGUUCUACAGUAAAUGAGGAGAAGGUGGAGGGAAAUAAAAAAGCGAAGGAGGAGGUCAGCGAAGAGAGUAAGAAUGAGGUUAAUAGCGAGGAGCAAGGAUCUACUAGUAGUGCUGCUGGUGAUAUGACCCAGGACAAUAAAGAGCAAAAGGAAGGUCUAACUACAUCCUCUGAGGCUGAGAAAGAGCAAGACACUAAUAUAGAUGAAGAUAAGCAAGAGAAAGCUGGUGGUAAUGGGGAGGAAAGCACCAAUGACCACAGUAAUGAUGCAGACACUGGGGAGGGACAAAAAGAGGCAGAAAACAGGAACAUCCCUGGUGAGACUCAGUCGGAUAAAAGAGAAGGGAGCGGAAUUACUAGCAGCAGCAGGGACAGUAACCAGGAGGACAAUCUGAUAAAAGCUAAAGAUGAGGCUCCCAACAAACCAGGAAAAGAAGAAAAGAUUAAUGAAGUGGUGAAUGUAGAUAAUGAAAAGGUGGAAAUUCAAGCAAAACAGGAAACAAACAGUUCAGCUAGUUUUGAAGAUGAAACAAAAAGAAGAGAGAAAGAAGAGGAUGCUGCUAAAGACAAAUAAAGACCAAAAAAAAGCAUUUGUUGCCCCUUCAAAAUCAACAAGACUGAAAAUUAAAGAACUAUGUUUUAAGGUUUUCUUAGUUUUUCCAAAAAAAAGAUAGCUUGUAAUUUAAGGAGUCUUUCAAAGCCUUUGACUAAGUUAUACACACAAGUUUAUAACCAAUAAAAGCUAUAGUCAUAUUAAUUCUAAUAUUAAAUAUCCCUUUUAACUCUUAAGGUGCUUUCAUAUCUCAUUAACCAAUCUGUAGAAAAUAUAGAUUUGAUGAAUAUGAUGAUAAUAAGGAUGAUGAUGGUAACAUUGUAGUGAAUUUACACCUCAUUAACUCUCAUAUGAAUUUAAACAGUCAGUCUGGUUUGACAUCUUGUAUUAAGGCUGUAUGUGAAAUGUGAAAUGCAUAUGUUCAUUUAUGUAUUUUUUCAUUAUUAUGGCUUUCCACUUACAGAAAAAAUAAACGUCAUAAAUAAAAAAAAAACACAAAUUUCCAUUUUUUAUUACUGGAUUGGUUUUAUUUUAGCAGGUUGACUGCUUGAUCAUUGAAGUUCUUCUGUGAGAUUUGGGGCAAUGAUUUUAGUUUAUGCCAGGUCAUAGAAUUUUAACAGCCAUUUAAUGCAUUCUUAGAGUUUAU